CACACACAUGCAUACAAACACACUCCUGCAUAUCUGUCUGCUCCAGACAGGCUAUGGGAGCUAUGCUGUUUGAAUUUAAGUAAUUUUUAACCUGGUGUUUGGGGGCAGGAUUGGCCUCUAGAUCCACUUUUGGAAUUUCAUUUCUUUUAAGCUCAGACAGACUGAUAUUUGGAAAUGCCAUCUGCUUUCUGCACGUAAACAAGGAACUAAAUGAAUGAUGACCAUCACUCAGACUGCUUGUCCCCUGCAUCCUUGGUCUCUGUGUUUUGAGGGUUACGUCUUUUGAGGAGUACUAAUCAGAAGAAGCGUACUCUCCAGAACCUUCCAAGAUGGUACCUGAGAGCAAUCAGGGCUAAUGUAGACAUCCUCAAUUCAGUUCCAUUCAAUCAGGAGUAAGAGAGGUGCUCUGUGUGCGGCUCUUUAAUUGAUUUGAGAGUGUCCCCCCUUUCUCCUCCCCUCCUUUUCCGUCCUCGUCUCUUCCGUGCGUGAGUGUGUGUGUACGUGUGCAUGCGUGUGUGCGUGUGUGUGUGUGAGAGAGAGAGAGAGAGAGAGAGCAGUGCUGGGGGUAUGAGUGUGUGUGUGCACGCGUGUGAGAGGGCUAUGCAGACGGUGCUCCACACGCACGGAGCAUGCUUGUGAGUGGAGGCUCCGGCCAACAUGAGCCUCCCGAGCCCAGAGCGCGUCCACAGCAUCAGUCCAAACCCGCGUGCACCCUCCUCCCUUUCUCGCUCCCUCCCUCACUCCCUCCCUUGCUCCCUCUCUUCGUCCACGAGCCUCAGCCGCACCGCCUCUCCUGCGCCAGCCAGGGGGACAGCUCCCGCAGUUCCCACGGUGACGGUUGCCGAGCGCCGGCCUGCCCCAUGGAGGAAGCCCAAGGCAACACGCUGGUCGUCCGCAUCGGCAUCCCCGACCUGCAGCAGACGAAAUGCAUGAAGUUUAACGUGGAGUCACCUAUCUGGCUGUCUAAACAGCGCAUCCUUUGCUCGUUGAACCAGAGCCUGAAAGACGUGUUGAACUACGGCCUUUUUCAGCCUGCAUACAACGGCAAAGCGGGCAAGUUCCUGGACGAACAGCGCACUCUGAAGGAGUACCCACUCCCCUCUGUCACUCCCAUACCAUACCUAGAGUUUCGUUAUAAGAGGCGUGUUUACACACAGACCCACCUUGAUGACAAGCAGCUGGCUAAACUGCACACUAAGGCUAACUUGAAGAAGUUUAUGGAGUAUGUUCAGCAAAGGAAUACUGAGAAGGUGUCAAAGUUUCUGGAGAAAGGCCUCGACCCAAAUUUCCACGACCCAGAGACCGGGGAGUGUCCAUUAACGAUGGCGGCUCAGUUAGAAGGCUGUGCGGAGCUCAUUAAGGUACUGAAAGGUGGAGGAGCUCAUCUGGACUUCAGAACUCGAGAUGGCAUCACCGCUCUCCAUAAAGCUGUGCGCACAAAAAACCAUACAGCUCUGAUUACACUGCUGGACCUGGGUGCGAGUCCAGACUAUAAAGACAGUCGGGGUUUGACUCCGCUGUACCACAGCUCCAUGGUGGGCGGUGACCCUUACUGUUGCGAGCUGCUCCUGCAUGACCACGCUCAGGUGGGCUGUGUGGAUGAAAACGGCUGGCAGGAGAUCCACCAGGCCUGUCGUCACGGCCACGUGCAACAUCUGGAGCACCUUCUCUUUUACGGAGCCAACAUGAGUGCGCAGAACGCUUCUGGAAACACUGCCCUACACAUCUGUGCCCUCUACAACCAGGAUAGCUGUGCACGUGUUUUGCUGUUCAGAGGAGCGAAUAAAGAGAUAAAGAACUACAACAGCCAAACUGCCUUCCAGGUGGCUAUUAUAGCUGGAAAUUUUGACCUGGCAGAAAUAAUAAAAGUUCACAAAGCAUCAGACGUUGUGCCUUUCAGGGAAACGCCUUCCUACACAAAUCGCCGGCGCGUAACAGUAGGAGGCACUCUGACCUCAUCACGCUCCCUGCUUCGUUCCGCCUCCGACAACAAUCUGAACGGGGCCGAGACGGGUACUGCCCACUCUCCAGUACCCUCUCUGCGCAGUCUGCCCCCUCUGGCACCCGUCGGAGGGGAGGCAGCAGCUGACGGUAGCCUCCAGAGCACCGGCAGCUCCCGCUCCUCCCACUCACGCUCACCUUCUCUGCACCGUGUCAGCGAGGAACCCGAUCCUCCUGUCCUGCGCAGACACCCCACAUACACACACGGGCGUGGCCGCCUCAGCCCUGGGACGGUGCAGCGGGAUGUCAGCCCUCCUCCUGCCGGGCCCUCGCACACACUCGCUGGUGCCCGCGGGCCCAAACGGAAACUCUACAGCGCUGUGCCCGGGCGCACCUUCAUCGUAGUGAAGCCCUACACACCCCAGGGAGAGGGAGAGAUCCAGCUGAACCGUGGAGAAAGGGUCAAAGUGCUCAGUAUAGGAGAAGGGGGCUUCUGGGAGGGCACAGUAAAAGGGAGGACCGGCUGGUUUCCUGCAGAGUGUGUGGAGGAGGUGCAGAUGAGACAGUAUGACCCUCGACUAGAAACAAGAGAGGAUCGUACGAAGAGGCUGUUCAGACAUUACACUGUGGGCUCCUAUGACAACUUUACCUCCUACAGUGAUUACAUCAUUGAGGAGAAAGAUGCCAUGCUGCAGAAGAAAGAGAACGAAGGUUUUGGUUUUGUCCUGCGGGGAGCGAAAGCGGAGACACCCAUUGAAGAGUUUACCCCCACUCCUGCCUUCCCUGCAUUGCAAUACCUGGAGUCUGUUGACGUGGAAGGAGUGGCAUGGAGGGCGGGGCUACGGACAGGUGACUUCCUCAUUGAGGUGAACGGAGUGAACGUAGUGAAGGUGGGCCAUAAGCAAGUGGUGUCCCUUAUACGGCAAGGCGGGAGCAAUCUGCUGAUGAAAGUGGUGUCGGUGACGCGCAAACCAGAAACUGAGGACGUGGUCAGAAAAAAGGCACCACCGCCACCCAAGAGAGCACCCAGCACCACACUCACGCCAAGGUCCAAGAGCAUGACUGCUGAGCUUGAGGAGCUGGCAUCUGCAAGGAGGAGGAGAGGAGAAAGGCUAGAUGAAAUCUUGGCCUCUCAGGAGUCAGCAAUGAGACCGCAAGUGGAGGCAGACUACAGAGCAGCCACGGUGAAGCAACGACCAACCAGCCGUCGAAUUACACCAGCAGAAAUCAGUUCUCUUUUCGAGCGGCAAGGUCUUGCUCUCCAUGGUUCUGUUCAUCCAGCACUGGAAAAAGCUCACAUUCAGCUGCCCAAAGGCAUGUCCAGAACCAAGUCAUUCGGAGCUUCUGAGGAGGACCGGCUGUCUGCCCUGGCGGCAGAGCAUAGGUUUCCACGGAGCUCCUCAAUGACAGACACCCUGAGAGACAGUCACAAUAUCCCUCCUCCACCUCAGACAGCACCACCUCCUCCACCCUCACUCUACUACCUGGACAUGGGUCCACCUCCACCGUUCUGCCCACCCCCUCCUCCGAGCCGUGUUCAUGACCCCAGUCGCUCCAGCUUUAAGCCUGGCUCUGAGCCCCGACUGCAUGGGCUACCGCAGACCAUGUCCGCUGAACUGUAUGAACCCCCGCGCCACAGUGCCCACAUAGAUCGACAGAAGAAGGCCCGUUCCAUGAUUCUCUUGCAGGACUCAUCCCACCAUUCUGUAGAGCCCACAGACAUCCCCCGGCCUGGCCCAGCCUCCACCCCACCAGAGAGAAUCAAGCGCAAAGGACGUGUUAUUGACAACCCUUACGCUAACGUUGGCCAGUUCAGCAUGGGAUUGUACACCCCACCACCAAGCAAGCCCCAGCGCAGGAAAAGCCCACUAGUAAAGCAACUACAAGUGGAAGAUGCCCAAGAGCGAGCCUCGCUGGCACUGGCUUCAGUCCACUCCAGGGAGCAUUCACCCACAGGCCGACUGGCAGCUCACCAUACUAGCAGGGCAGAGUACUACCAGCAGCAGCUGCUACAGGAGCGCAGUCGAGCUCAAGCUGAGGGUCUGCUGCAGGGAAAAGGGCAUUUUGCUGCCGCAAUUGCCGGUGCUGUCAAGGACAGGGAGCAGCGUCUUGAAGAUCGACGAAAAUCCACAGUCUUCCUGUCUGUGGGCACCAUGGAAGGCAGCUCAGCCCCACCACUGGAAUCCCCUUUACUCACACAGUCUCAUUCUGUUGACGAACGCCUGCUCACCAGUGAACUCGGUCAGCUGCCUCCACCUGCCCUGGCACUGCGACCAUCUCCAAGUGGCACAACUUUUAUCCACCCACUGACAGGGAAGCCCCUUGACCCCAAUUCCCCUUUGGCACUUGCGCUGGCCGCAAGGGAACGGGCUUUAACUUCCCAGAGCCAAUCCCCUGCUAGCAGCCCUGAGCCUAGGACUAAGCAUGAGGCUGCUGGUGGGGUGCUGUUCAUGGACACCCAGACCAAAGAGGCUGAGGGUGAGAGGGAUCAUGCAUCACUGUCCUUUUCCCCUGGAGAAAAAAGGAGCUACGCAUCCACCCCCACUAGCAAGAUCUCUUGGGGGACACCAACAACCACAAGAAAGGAAACAGAGAUGGGAACCGAGAAGAAAGAGGAGAGGAAGCUAGAAGACAAAAAGAGCAUGAUCAUCAGUAUCAUGGACACAUCACAGCAUAAGACUGCUGGGCUUAUUAUGGUUCAUGCAACCAGUAAUGGGCAGGCAGUAGGACUGGGCCCAGAACAUGUCUCCCCUCCUCCCAAAAGCAUCAUUUCAGAGAGCCCAAAGCCCACAUUAGCUGAACUCAAACGGACCAAGUCUCCCAGCCCAGAAACACCCUCCACACCAAUGCCUGCCACACCCUCAACUCCCCAAGCACCCACUAGUCCAUCCUCUGAUAAAACACCCCAGGCAUCCUCUAGCCCAUCUUCAGAUAAAACCCUGGCCCAGGGAAGCUCAGAGGAAGAUGUGGAGCCCUACUCUGUUACCUUACCACCUGCCAUGCUGUCCUCUAGUGAUGAGGAGACACGGGAGGAACUGCGCAAAAUUGGUGUGGUUCCUCCACCAGAUGAAUUUGCAAAUGGUCUCCAAGUGAAGGCAGCUGCAGCUCCUGCUACUCCUUCAACAGCCAAGCUAGUGACCCCUUCAGAACCAUCUCCAGUCACAGGCCCCACCCCUCCACCUGCAGCUGCUACAGCAGCACAGGCCUCUGCCACCAGCGGCCCACCAGCAGCCUCAGGGAAGCCAUCUGAGCCCCACCUGGGCCCAGAGUCUGCUGCUGACUCUGGAGUAGAGGAGGUGGACACUCGCAGCUCCAGCGAUCACCAUCUGGAGACCACGAGUACCAUCUCCACUGUCUCCAGCAUGUCCACCCUAUCCUCAGAGAGUGGUGAGCCCACUGACACCUACACGUCCCAUGCCGACGGCCAGACCUUCAUCCUUGAUAAGCCGCCAGUGCCUCCAAAGCCAAAGCUCAAGUCUCAGCUCAGCAAGGGCCCAGUAACUUUCAGGGACCCCCUGCUCAAACAGUCCUCGGAUAGUGAGCUGCUCUCACAGCAGCAUGCAGCAGCGCUGGCUGCUGCCACGGGGACCUCGGGCCCAACAAGACCCCGCUACCUCUUCCACAGACGCUCCAAGCUAUGGGGGGACCCCAUAGAACCCCGUCCGCUUGCUGGCGCAGAGGAAGGCAAACCCACUGUGAUAAGUGAGCUCAGCUCCAGACUGCAGCAGCUCAACAAGGAUACAUGCUCACUCGGUGAAGAGCCACUCAUAGGCUCACUCGACCCUGGUCGCAAAUCACCUGUGGCCGGUGCCAGACUUUUCAGCAGUCUAGGGGAACUCCACACCAUCUCUCAGCGAAGUUACGGCACCACGUACACCAUAAGACCGGGCAGCCGUUACCCAAUGACCCGUCGGACACCCAGCCCUGGCUCUGCUUCCCCAGAUCGUUCAGAUCCACUCGGACCCAUACGAGGCUUCGGCCUGGCUACCUCGCCCACCACGGCCCCCACCAUCCUGAAAUCCUCCAGCCUCAGCCUGCCCCAUGAGCCAAAGGAGGUGCGUUUCGUCAUGAGGAGCUCUAGCGGCAGGAGCCGCUCUCCGUCACCCGGACAUUCCCCUGGUGUGCCCUCACCACUCCUUACACUGCGCCCCUUCCACCAGAAACCCUUACAUCUGUGGAACAAGUAUGAUGUGGGUGACUGGCUUGCCAGCAUUAAUCUGGCUGAGCACCGUGAGCGCUUCCAGGAGCACGAGAUCGAGGGCUCCCAUCUCCCGGCCCUCACUAAAGAAGACUUUGCCGAGCUGGGUGUGACACGUGUUGGCCAUCGUAUGAACAUUGAACGCGCCUUAAAGCAGCUGCUGGAAAGGUGACCCCUCACCCCGCUCUGUCUGUAGUUAGUCUCACUUAAGUUCUGUCUGUUUUUGUUUGUUUUUCAUUUUGGGGUUUAAUUUGUGAGUUAUCAUUAUAGGUUCCAAGCCCAAUUUAUUUUUAGUAGCAAUUUCGCUCCAAAUCCUCUCCCCAUCACACAAUUAGCAGUCAAUUAGCUAGUUUAUAAUGGGCUGCGAAAUGCAGAAACAUACAGAAGCUCCAUUUCGGUAAAGGUUUUAUUUGAAUGUUUGCUUUCCUCUCUUCCUGUACCCUUGCUCUACUGGGUAAAACACUAGCUACCAUAUUUGCUUUAAUUUAAAAAAAGAAAGAAAGAAAGGAGGCAUGAUGUUGGAUGAGGGAAGUUCAGUUGCCUUUCUGAAUAUUUUGUAGAGGAUGAGCAGAGUGGGCGUGGCCGGGUCGUCUCUACUUUCCGCCUGCCCCCUUCUGGCUGAGGAACAUAUUAUACCUGGAGAAUGUUAAACCAACACUAGUGGCUUUUUUUCAUAAUCAGACUUUUCCUUUGGGGGACCAAAGGGAAUGUGACGUUAAAUAGGAUAUCUCAAUGUAUUUACAUAUAGCUUUGAAACAGGAGAGGCAGAGAACACACACGAACUGUGCACAACUGCACUAGUCUCUCCCCCUUAGAUGAUGUGAAUUCCAUCAAUAAUUUAUUCAUUUUUACCAGUUAUAUACAUAUAUAUAUUUGAAAAGUAUAUAGAUAUAUAUGAAUAACAUUUUGUCAUAAAUAUUAAAGUUAUAUAUGGUAUUCUAUUUAAAGACACUGUCGAAUUUUUCCUAAUGUUCAUCCUUUUACGGACUGUAGCAUGAAUGUCACAUGAGACAGUGUGACGGCUAUCAGAUUUGUUAACAGUGAAUUGUACCGUGCCCUUUUUAUUUCUUACUUUAUGGGUUUAUUGUGGUUUAAAAAAAAACAAAAAACAAAAACUCGGUCUUCCGUCUACAAUUAGGGCAGCCCACAGUGGUCAGUGCGUGUGACUGACCCCCCUCCCCCCUAUCUCACACACAAAUACACACACUACAAAGUACUUGACAUCUCGGUCAUGCUGUUAACAGCUCUCCAUGCACUUACACACAUUGUAACUCCUCCAUAUCAAAUUUUAUUCAAACUCGAAACCAUCUUUAAUUUGGUGAAUCAGAAAUGAGCUGUGCAAUAAAAAGUGCGUGCGUCUGUGUGUGUUUGUGUGUGUUAUGAUGGGGCCACUGUAGGACAACACACACGUUUCCCAUACAUGGUAGCUCAAGCUGUGCGCUACUGGGAGAUGGUGAACAAUUUUAAAAAGAAGAAAAGAAGAAGACAGACUCUAUAAUUGUAAGAGAUUUUCUGUGCCACUACACAGGGGCUUGUGUGGCUCAGGGGCUCUUCAACUCUAAGCACUGAAGCAUUUGGGCAGUUCAUUUGGGUUUAUUAUUUUUUGGUUUUUAUUGGUUUUCUGUUAAGCCCCAUAGUAUGUGGAUUUUGUAGCUUGUGAAAUAUAAUGCUUAGGAUAAUUUUUAUCAAUUAAACUUAGAAUGAAUUUUAGAAUGACUAAAAGGGUUGAACUGACAAAAAAAAAAAACCUGUCCUUUCCAAACUUAUAACUGUAUAUAUGGACAAAUGAUGAAUUAUUUGUUUUUGUUUUGUUUUUAUAUCGAUCACAAGCAAUGUACAUAUGAUAGUUUUAAUAUAAAUUUUUAAAAAUUCAAAAAAUAUAUAGAUCUAUAUAUGAAUGUUUGGCAUAUAUGCAUAGUUAACCACCUGUGGAAAAAGGUGAAAAGAUUUUAUUCUUUGUAUGGACUGAGUUUGGGGAUGAUUUGCACAAAACAAGGUGCUAGCAUUCAAGCCAUCCAUUCUCACGUCUCUGUCUGCACUUUCCUCCAUCCCGCCAUCCUCCUGCUCCGAAAAACACAUCUGAUAUCUGUCUAACACUUACUACAAGAAAGAAGGAAGCGAUCUGAAUAAAAAACUAACAAAUGUG
Hemibagrus wyckioides is the source of this 8285-nucleotide messenger RNA. RefSeq names its product SH3 and multiple ankyrin repeat domains 3a (gene shank3a). The coding region runs from base 630 to 6311 and encodes 1893 amino acids. Gene Ontology annotation, molecular function: ionotropic glutamate receptor binding; synaptic receptor adaptor activity. Gene Ontology annotation, cellular component: postsynaptic membrane; dendritic spine; postsynaptic density. NCBI's taxonomy places the organism in Eukaryota, Metazoa, Chordata, Actinopteri, Siluriformes, Bagridae. The transcript has 24 exons. The record is from RefSeq and is a predicted model, not a curated record.